AAUAUAUGUCUAUAUCACCUUGAAGUUUACUUUUAGCAAUAAAGCAGAUUUGGAUAAAAUUACUCAAUUUAGUCGAAAAAUAAAGUGAUUAUUAUAAUAGUAGGCUAAUCAACAUGAUAUUCUGAAUUAGAGAAAUUGUUGUAUAUAUUUUAAAGAAAAGAAUUUUUUUAUAUGUAAUUUUAGUGGAAGUUGAAGAUCGUCAAUAGGUUAUGUAUGAAUCAAACAAGAAAAAUUUAUAAAAAAUCAUUAUUGAAGAUAUAUGAUUUAAAAGUCAAGAAUUGUCUCAAGAAUUAAUAUAUUGUGAACAUUAAAUAAAUUCAUGAGCAAUUAUCUAUAUAUGACGAGGCCUUGAGAUAACGCUGCCUGAAAUCUACGGGAAAAGGAAAUCAUCAGUUUCUUCAAAUAUAUCAAAAGUUUAAAUGCUUUUCGGUUGAAAUCAUUUUCUGAUACCUACUGAGCCUCGACCUAGUUGGGAAGUUUCAUUCAAAGCCGCUGCGUAAUACCCAAAGUGUUCCUCGUCGUGAAUGAACCGUUCGAAAUUAAUCGUUCACCCUGCUGAAAUGAAACGAAAACGAGUAGAAUGCUAACAUUUAUGGACUAAUGUCAUUCGUAAAUAAAAUCUAAAUAGUAAUUCAAAAUAAAAAAUAAUAGAAUAAGAAAGAUAGAAUUAAGAAUUAAUAGGAAUUUAGAUAAUAAAUUAAAAAAUCGAUGGAUUUUAUUCUUGAGGAUAAGAAACAAGAUUUUAGUGUUAAUCUUUUUAUGUAUAUUUAUUGUAUUUGUAUAUAUUUAUAUAUAUUUAUUAUUUUUUGUAUUAUUUAUUUACAUAUAUGAUAUUAAGUAAUAUCUUCUUUUAAUGUAAAAAGAAUAUUUUAGCUUUUUAUUUUUUUUUUUUUUUUAGUUUUUAGCGUAAUUUAAAAUAAUUAUAUAUAAUGUAUAAAAUUAUAACAUUUAUGCUCUUAUAAGUUACAAUAUAUUUAUUCUUAUUAAAUAAAUGAUAUAAAACAAUCUUUAAAUUUUAUAGAAUUUAUAAUGAAUUUAAAUCCAAAGAAUUGUUAUAAAAAUGGCAACCAAUUCUUUAAAAUAUAAUUUUUUAUUUCAUAUAUAAAUAUUAUUCUAUAAUUAAAAUUAAAAAAAUCAAUUGAUUUUUAAUUGAAAAAUUUAUUUGUAUAUCAUUUCUUCUUUUAUUGUUAAAUUUUUUUUAUAAUAACAAUUUAUUAAUCUUUAACCUAUAAAAUUUAGCUAAUAAUUUUCAAUUUUUUAAGGUCUAGAAAAUUAAAAUAGAAAAUCAUAAUCAUGACAUGUGAUUAAAAAUUGAUUAUUUGCAAUAAUUAUAUAAUUAUAUAUAUAUAUAUAUAUAUAUGCAAUAAAAUUCUCUGCAUUUAUUUCUAAAUUAAUAAUUGCACAAUAAAUUCAAAUGCAUUGUAUCCUUUUCAUCUUUCGAAUCGUUGAACAUUUCUGAUCGUUCAGUAAUUUAUUAGAAUAAUGACAAUCUUCAUGCGCCAUGUAAUCAAGCUAUUGCAGAUCGAUAAGACCUUGCGAGAAAUCGACAACAACUUGUAACUUGAGUUGCGACGAGUGGAAACGAUAUUUAAUUGUCGAUGCAUAAGUAAUCGUGCGAUUCUCGACCGCUCUGCCAUUAUCGAUUGUCUUGUUCUUCAAAAUUCGAUCUUUUUUUUCUUUUUCUUCAAUGAUUAGAAAGUUUUCUUGACUGUCAGAUAUAUAAUUGACUCGCAAAAUUAUUAUUUUUUUUUGAAUAAUUAUUUUAAUAAUUUAUAUUUUUUUUAUCUUUAACAAAAAAUUUCUUUUCUUUUAUUAUAUAUUAAGUAGUUUUUAUUAUUAAAUUUAUACGUUAAACUUAUUUAAAUAUUUGUAUUUAGAUAUAUAUUUAUUAAGUAAUUAAUAAAAUGAUUUGAUAAUAAAUCUUCAAUAAUUGAAGAAUUAGUAUUUAUUUUACAUUUACAAGUAAUCUAAUUUUUAAAAUAAAAAAUUCUUAUUCGAAAAAUGGAUUCAUAUAUGUGAUUUUCACAUCAUGAUAUGGUGAUUAUUCUGCAUACACAUUAUAAACAUAUCAUCUAGUGAUUAUCGACGUGUCCGCAUAAAAUAUAGGUUUUAUAUCAUAGCCAGAGACGGAAUAAUGUUGCUUCUUCUGUCAAGCGACUGUCUCACCUGUCUUAUACUUUUAUUUAUAUUUGACAGUUAAUUGGUCGAAUUGUAUAUAUAAUAUAUCUGUUUAUUUUUUUGAUAUACUUUUUAUGAAAGUUUCAAUCUUAUUAGAUUUUUUUCUGUUGAAUAUGCGCAAAUAAAAAAUACAUUAUGCAAAUAAAAAAAAUCUAUUUAGAAAAAAUGAUCAAACAUGAAAAACAGAUUUACUUAAUGUUGAUAGAGAUCUUUCUUUUAAUCCUUUUAUGUUCAAUGUUGCAUACAUGUAAUUGUAAUACUACUUUAUUUAGUAAUGAAAUAAUUAAAUAAAUAUAUUUAUUUAAUAUUUUUUAUCUUUUUUAUAAAAAAAUUACAAAAAAAUGUUUCUGUUAUUAAUAGUUGAUUUUUUUUAGCUAUCUCUAAAUAAAUUCCGAAAGAAUUAAUAACUUAUUAACUUAUUAAUUAUUACCUUAUUAUUUUUACUGAAAAAAAUUUGAGGUUAUAAUUUUUUUUCAUCGAAAAUUGAUUUUAUAGUUUGUUUGAAUUGUUAAUAAUAAAAUAUUAAUUCAAAGUGAUUACAAGAGAUAAUAUACAAUCUACUUAAACGCAAAGGAAACCAACGUUUAAUCCAUUCAAGUAUUUCGUGACGAAUCAAGAUCUCUACCGUUUCCACAUUCGGAUUGACCUAAUCUAUGUAUAACCGAAUCGAACGUCACAAAUUGUCUUGAAAAUAUCUUGGGUUUCGUGCCUAGUAUAAAUUAGAAGCCAGUAAGUUUCGGUGAAAAUUGGUGUGAACCGGACUAAGCGAAGGUUCGAAGUUCGGUUAAAAAGCGGUGUGACACCAUCUAUGACAGUGUCAUUCUAUACACCGUCGAUGAUUCAAACCUCGUCCACGAACAGGACAAAUCCCUUGUGUCCAUAGUUCGGUUCAGGGUUAAGGUGAUAGACUAAGGUUGAGGUUGAAGUAACGAACGUUCGAUACUAAAUAUAGUGAAGGCGCUUGCGGGGUCAAAUCAAUAGGCAUUCUGCGUAUACAUGUAUAUUCACGGUGCCUGGACGUCUGAACAUUGCACCAUUGUUAGCUUGAGAAAGGGACCUCGAGGAUCGACGCGCGGCAUCAUCUUUGAUUCUGUGAAGAUCGGAUGUGGACAUUGCGCCAUUCAAUCGGCGGAACGGUAGCAACGGAGGUAACCGCGUGUUUAAACGACCUGGCACGUGGGUGGGUGUAUUGGAUGAGAAGGGGUGAUUGUCGGUGAUGGACAAUGAGCAACCGCAUCAGGAACUGGUCAAGUGUGUGGUCGUCGGCGACACGGCAGUUGGAAAGACCAGGCUGAUAUGCGCAAGGGCCUGCAAUAAACACGUGUCACUUUCGCAACUUUUGACAACUCACGUGCCCACCGUUUGGGCCAUCGACCAGUACAGGAUAUACAAGGACGUCUUAGAACGAUCCUGGGAAGUAGUCGACAACGUGAAUGUCUCCCUGCGACUUUGGGACACAUUCGGUGAUCACGAAAAAGAUCGACGUUUCGCGUACGGCAGAUCAGACGUCGUGCUACUAUGUUUCUCCAUAACCAAUCCCGUUUCGCUACGGAAUUGCAAGGCGAUGUGGUACCCAGAAAUACGACGGUUCUGCCCGCAGACCCCCGUGCUGUUAGUGGGAUGCAAGAACGAUUUGCGUUACAUGUACCGAGAUGAAACUUAUUUGAGCUAUUUUCGUGAUCGAAGUCCAUUCGUGAGAGCUACGAGGAAGAGCGAUCUGGUGAUGCCUGAUCAAGCUCGAGCCGUUGCACGUGAACUUGGCGUUUGUUAUUACGAGACCAGUGUCUUCACGUAUUACGGUGUUAAUGAAGUGUUCGAAAAUUCGAUACGUGCUGCCUUAAUUGCGAGGCGUCAGCAACGAUUUUGGAUGACGAACUUGAAGAGGGUGCAGAGACCUCUGCUUCAGGCACCAUUUUGUCCACCGAAACCUGUUCCACCGGAAGUGUGUUUAGCCGCAAGCACUUAUGAAGAGAAUAUGAAGACACUAUGGACAAAGCCUGUUCACACUGAUGUGACUUUAAUAGCCGGAAACUGCACGUUUUCCGCUCAUAGGUGUCUUUUAGCCGCUGCAUCGCCUGCAUUUCAUCGACUUUUCUCUAUGGAACUUGUUCAAGAGCAAACACCUCGAAGUUCCAGCGAAUCUAGCAUGGUAAGUACGUUUGGUGAAGCAACGGUCGGUGAUUUCAAUGAUGACACCGAGUGCCUGAUUCGUAUCGAUCAAUCAAAACCUGCAAAAGUUUGGGAACAAUUGAAGCGACGUUCGAGCUUUCAAGUACUGCCCACCAUGGACAACCAAAAGAAACCAACUGGUACUACCAGAGAUCUUAAUCAUCCUGCCUUCCAAAACAUUCGUGUAUGUUUGACUGAAAAUACAAAUGGAAUGCAGCAAUCAACGACAGUGGUUACGCUGUCUAAAUUAAUUACGCCGCAGGCAAUGCAGCAAUGUUUGCAGUUCAUUUAUACGGGCAGCUUGGAUAAACGGUAUCAUGAUCUACAAACAGCUCCUAUUGGGCUUCUACUGGAAAUUAGACAGGCAGCGGAAUUCUUGGAGCUUCCGCAAUUGUUGAUGGUGCUUGGAACUCUACAAACUAGAGAUCAAUUUAAUAAUGAUCUUAAUAAUCGCUACAAACAAGUAGUGAGACAACGUUUAGAAGAUAUUUGUCUAGAACAAGGACUCUUCGCCGAUGUAACAUUUGAAUUAGAUGAUGGAAGUGUUCCAGCCCAUAAAGCGAUUCUCACUGCCCGAUGUGAUGUGAUGAAAGCUAUGUUCUCCGGUGAUUUUCGUGAAAGCAGUGCAAAAGUAAUAGUGUUUCCUGGUGUACGUGAAUACACAUUUCAUAAACUGCUUUGUUAUCUCUAUACGGAUGAAGUGCCAGCAAUUUCCUCUGCCAGAUGUUUGAACCUCUUAGAAUUGGCAAAUCGUCUCUGCUUACCACGACUAGUGAACUUGGUCGAGAGCAGAGUAAUCGAAGAUCUCGAGAGGUUGUCUCAAAACGAGGGAAACGAGGCCGUGGAGAACUGUCUGAGAUUACUGGAACCGUGCAAGUUACAUAAUGCCGAUCAGCUAGCUGAUUGGUGUAUGAAUUACUUAUGCGUGAAUUAUAACAAAUUGUGCAAAAUGUCUCCACGAAGUGUGCGUCUUCUACAUCCAGAGAAUCAAGAAUAUUUAAAUGAGCAUCGAUGGCCUCCGGUGUGGUAUUUAAAAGAUUACGAUUAUUAUCAAAAAUGUUUAGCGGAACGAGAUCGAGAGAAUAAGCCAACAUUAAAAAGAAAUCGUAAUCAGUCCGGUUGUUUAUGCUUUUCUGGCACUAGUAAAACUAGAAGAGAAAGUUCCAGCGGUGGUGAAGGUACAGCAUCAUCAGCGAACAACGAUCCACAAUCUGAACGACCUUUGUUCGACUCGAUCGAGUCUGGUGAACAGGUUGUAUGACAAGAGCCCAGCGGCCUACGCCGCUCAGUCCGAUUCAUUUUGGUCCUACCCGUGCUCAUGGUCUUCAUAUGCACCAUUUUUACUAUUUUGAUACUGCUACAAAUUUAUACUUAAGAAAAUUUAAACGCCGAUAACACAAUUUAUGCACAUUGAGGAUGCCUAAAAGCAAAAAAAAAAAAAAGAUAAAAAAAGAGGAAAUAGAUCCUCUAAUUUUUUAUCAAUCUUGUUUGUCGUACGCAAUGAAAAUGAAUACUUCUGUCUAAUAUAUGUUUCUUCUUGUUUUUCUUUGUCUUGAAAAAUAACGUAAAAAAAGUUAUUCCAAAAUGAAUUGUAAUUCAUUUAAAAUAAUUGGCGAAACUGUAUCUUUUGUACAAUUUCAAUGGAGAUGAAUCUGAUAUCUAUAUUGUUGAAAAAUCUAUUUAAAAUGUGUACGAUCUUUUAGAAUUUUAAACGGGCGUCCGUCGUUUGUAAGCGAAUAAAACAAGAUGGUGCCUUUCAUUGACGAUUCGUCGUUGCUGCCACAGCGACCUUUAAACAGGGUGAUGUUGAAUCACCUGGACAGGUUUUAAUAUGUUUUUGAUUACAAAUACGAAUUGCAGAAAAAAAAAUAAAUCACAAUAUAAGUUGAAAAAUAAUCUUGCAUCCCAUUUUCCGUCAAUGAGCACGGCACGUUUUUCGAAUGUGAAGAACGUGAAUGCUUUAAAUUGCUCAUCCAUUCUGAUCACAUAAUAAGUGAUUUUUAUACAAGAGAUAUUUCGGUGGCUGUUGAAAUCUUUGAGAUUUUUCAAUUUUUUUCUGUUAAUAUUGUUCAAGAUUUCUGUACAUUCUUACAAGAAAAUUUCUAAAUCAAUUUCAAAAAGAAUUUUAGAAUGCAUCAAAUCCGAAUUGCAUUUUAUACCGAAUUGUUCUGCAUGGAAAUAAUAAGAAAUCUUGGACAGUAUUUACUUGAAUGAUUAUUAUAAUUUCCACUUCUCUCUCCCUACAAAAUUAUAAUUUAAUUUUACAAAAAGGGAGCAAGAGGGAAAUGUUGGAGAAUAAAAUCUGAAUCAGAAAAAGCCGCCGAAGGAAAAAAAAUUUUCAAGAGACGAUAAAAAUUUGCCGUACUUUUAUCGAUGCGUGUUAGACUGAAGAAAACGAGCAAUAGCUUUAGUCCAUAAUAGAGCGUAAUUAUAUUAAGCGGUAUACAUAGUUCUAUAAGAAAUAACUAUUAAUGAUAAAUCGACGCGGAUUUUUACAUUGUUUGUACAGCAUCCGACGACAGGCCAUGCUUCAUUUCUUGGGUUUCCAUGCGACAAAAUUACGAUUUCUUCGAAUGCGAGGAGACCUCUCGUAUUUCUACUAUUUUAUAACAAUUUAUGGCUAAGUGAAAUUACUAUUUUCAUCUUAAUUGUCGAUUAAUAUUAAAUGAUGAGGACAUAUGCAGUUCAAUCGACGUAAGUAGGAUCGUCCAAUAAAAACUGCAACAUAUCGAUCACGGUAAUGGGUUACUUUUAGAAUUAUAAAUUGCGAUUACAUCGGUAAGAAUAAUUAAUAGCUAGAUAAUGAAAGAAUGAGAGUGAAUCGAUUAUUCAUAAUGAUUAUAUAAUUAUGCGAAUCCACCGUUCGUAAAAUAUAGAACGAUGUUAUGUUAGAUGUAUCUCUGUGUCAGAGUGAAUCUUCGCGUAUAUUAUAUAUUUUCUUAGCAACUUGUACUUUAUAAGGCACAAAUUGGUCCUUGUAUAUCGAAGAAGCGUAAUUAUGCAUCGUUCAAGCCGGUUAUGAUCAUGCAUCAAUCUUUUAAUUAGAAUAUGAAGCAACCUGUACUAUUAGCAGUCGGUAUUACAAAUAUUUAAUACUUGUUAGAUCAUUUUUUGCCGUGAUUAUUCAAUCGAUUCAUUAUUCAAUCGAUUCCAUGCAUUAUUUCGCAAUGAAAGUAUGUUUGAAUGAGUGAACGAAUGAGAGAAAAUGAGGGAAAAGAAUUAAAAAUUGCAAAUACACAGUGACUCGUAAUUUUACAUUAUAUAUCUCGUAUUUAAAAAUAUGUACAAACACGCGUGAUAAAUAUUCGUAAAGUUUUGGAAUAAUUAUUCAAAUUAUUAAAUUCAAACAUUUGAAACGAAUUGAAAAGGAGAAGAAAAAUUAAAAAAUUGCAGCCAUAAGAUGCAUUACUGCCUGAUUUGUAAGAAAUUAACGGAAAUAAUGUAUACGCGAUAUAUAUAUCUGUUCCGGCGAGGGUGAGAAUAACGUCCCACUUGUACGCUAUGUCAAUUUUAAUGUCAAUGUUAUCCUUCGUCAUUCCUAAAUGUAUAUUUUAUACUGAAAUCAGUAAAGUAGGAUUAAGGAUACAGUUAUAUAACGAAGAUAUAAAGCGAUAGAAGAUCGAAAAUUUUAAUUUUCAUAUGCAUUUUAGUCAUAAUUCCCCAAAAGUUUAGGUUAAAUACAUUUUGUCAAUGCGUACAAGGCAUUUGCGAGCAUUUAAAAUUGUAAGUACAAUGAUUGUAAAUAUAAAAUUUAAUGUAAGAAUAAUUUAUAUCAACGAAUAGAAAUCUUUUUUACUGUCUAUUUUCUUUAAAGUAAAAAUUUUUGAAUUUCUCAAUGUAUUUAUUCAUUCAUGUUUUUUUAUUUUAAAUUUUAAAUUUAUAUGCUCGCAAAGCCUUCGAUCCUAAGCCGAGAAUGAUUGUUGCAAUUGCGACCUCUGUUUCGAAUCGUACGAAUUAAUUCAUUUCUCACUGAUAAAAUUCAAAUAAUUUGAUCAGAUUAAGAAUUAAACAUAGGUAUUGAUAAAAAAUUAUUGCAAUGUUCUAUAUUAAUGAACGUGUACAAUUUUUCAAAAAAUUCAAUAUGAAUUAAAUCUUAUGGCUAACAAUUCUUAAUGUUUCUAUAUUAAGAUUUAUGUUUUAAAUUUUUAACUAUUCCGUAUACUUAAUUUUUCUAUUCUUUUUCUUAUAUUUUACGAUCAAUUAUAAGUUAUUUUUAAUCUUCAUAUUCGCAAACAUUUUCAAAUUUAAAUAAUUAUGCGCCAAUAAUUGGACACAAAAUUUAAUAAAUAUAUGACAGACAGCAAGUGAAUAGUACUAUCGAACAAAUACUAUUUAACAAAUUUCAAAUUUUAUAAUUAUCUUUAGAUAUAACGUUUAAAGAUAUCUUGAGAAUCAUAAUGAAAACAAAAUAGAAAAGAAAAUUAAUAGAAAAGCGAUUAUUUGGAGGUCUCAACUGACAAUCCAUAUUGAUUUUCGGAUAUCUCAAUGACCGUUAAUCAAAAUAAUGACAUUUACGUCAAAUUUAAUUUUAUUCACCUAAGAAUAAAAAGUAAAGCUGUAUAUACAUAUAUAUAUGCAUACCGCUUUGAGAAAUAUGAUUUUUAUCUUAAGCUAAAUUUUAAUAUUCUAUUUUCAAAUGCACAGAAACAGAGAAAAGUGAUAAAUAAAUUUAAUUUUUAACUAAAA
This is a messenger RNA of Apis cerana (Asiatic honeybee), 9033 nucleotides long. RefSeq names its product Rho-related BTB domain containing (gene RhoBTB). The record is from RefSeq and is a predicted model, not a curated record. Gene Ontology annotation, biological process: small GTPase-mediated signal transduction. NCBI's taxonomy places the organism in Eukaryota, Metazoa, Arthropoda, Insecta, Hymenoptera, Apidae. Gene Ontology annotation, molecular function: GTPase activity; GTP binding; protein binding.